AUGGAUAUUGAGCUCUUGGAAUACUCUGGUUCUCUCGCAGCUACCGACCUGAUGACAGCAUCUUGCAAUCCGAUAUGGCCUUCCGAGCUUAACCCUCAGAAAUAUCCUGAGCAACAGAGCGGUUACUUGGGGGUUGCAAUAUCUGACUCGAGUGAGAGCCCAGCAGCGAUUGAAUUUGUGAUGCACGACCCAAUGGCCAGCGAGCGGGCCAAGCAGAGAACCAAAACAACCAAGUCGGAACCAAAGACGCCAUCAAAUGAGCAAUCAAAUGAGCACUGGGAUAUGCUCAAGGAAACCCAUCUGCGUCGACUCUACAUGGAGGAAGGCCAUACGGUGAACGAAGUUCUAUUUGAGAUGCUCGUCAUUCAUGGGCACGAACUUGGUAAACCGACAUUGGAAAGAAAUUUCAGGCUUUGGGGAUUCUCCAAGAACAGGUCUAAGCGCAAAGAUUUACAAAAUUCCGUCGGGCGACGUCGGCGUAUCGCGUACGCCUUGCCAGCUACCGCCUCCACGAUCAAACACCUCAAGUUUGCUUCAAUGAACGAAGCAAGACGAAGGCUGGACAGACAAAGGCCGCACUUUGGACUUGCAACAACAUACGUUCAGCAGGAGAAGAUGUUCCACGCCGUUGAUCAUCUCGUGAAAGGGCUUUUCGCUUCUGGCAAGCGGAGCUGGAAAGCAGUGAACCCUCGAAUAUAUUAG
Colletotrichum siamense is the source of this 702-nucleotide messenger RNA. RefSeq lists its product as uncharacterized. Bases 1 to 702 code for a protein of 233 amino acids. The transcript has 3 exons. NCBI's taxonomy places the organism in Eukaryota, Fungi, Ascomycota, Sordariomycetes, Glomerellales, Glomerellaceae. The record is from RefSeq and is a predicted model, not a curated record.